Molecule: messenger RNA, 3299 nt
Organism: Danio aesculapii
Lineage: Eukaryota; Metazoa; Chordata; Actinopteri; Cypriniformes; Danionidae
Gene: dcun1d4
Product: DCN1, defective in cullin neddylation 1, domain containing 4 (S. cerevisiae)
Exons: 11
Coding region: 414-1109 (231 amino acids)
Biological process (GO): positive regulation of ubiquitin-protein transferase activity; protein neddylation
Cellular component (GO): ubiquitin ligase complex
Molecular function (GO): ubiquitin conjugating enzyme binding; cullin family protein binding; ubiquitin-like protein binding
Source: RefSeq, a predicted model, not a curated record
GCUAUUCGUUUUCUGUCGAGCUGUGAUGACAAUUGCGUACUUGCUGCACACUGACAAGUCGCCGUGACUUCUUUUAAGAUGUAUGAUUCGCUGUGUUGACGCAUUUUGUGAGUAAAGUAGCCGUUACCGGAGCAUACAGAUCAUCAGAUUGACUCUGAGCUUGCUAGCUGCUCUCUUUGUGUAUUUACUCCGAUGUCUUGGGCGCUUGCAAGAGACAACGACCUUCGUUGAAUAUCGUUGCAUUUUAGCAUUCUGAUCUUGAGUAUAUACAGCAACCCGAACAAGAUUUCCAGCUGAACUCUCAUUUGUCCACACUGGCCAGCAUCCACAAAAUCUACCACACCCUGCACAGGCUGAACCUGACAGAGGACGUCGGACCAGAGUCUCACGGUACAGCCUGCUGCUCCAGAGCCAUGCCCCCAAGGAAAAAGAGGAGACCCACUGCUGGAGAUGACCUGUCUGCUAAGAAGAGCCGGCAGGAUAAUGUUUACAGAAAACAGGAGGCAUUGCAAAUCCAGGAAGCCGAAGCUUUUUCUAGCAAGAGAUGUUUAGAAUGGUUUUAUGAAUAUGCAGGGUGUGAUGACGUGGUUGGACCAGAGGGAAUGGAGAAAUUCUGUGAAGACAUUGGAGUUGAGCCAGAGAAUGUGGUCAUGCUGGUAUUGGCCUGGAAGCUUGAUGCCCAGAGCAUGGGGUACUUCACUUUACAGGAGUGGCUCAAGGGAAUGGGCUCAUUGCAAUGUGACUCUACUGAAAAACUCAGGAACUCUCUAGACUACCUGAGGUCCGUCCUCAACGAUGCCACCAGUUUCAAACUCAUUUACCGAUAUGCCUUCGACUUUGCCAGGGAGAAGGAUCAGAGGAGUUUAGACUUGAAUACUGCCAAGUGCAUGCUGGGACUUCUACUUGGGAAGACCUGGCCCUUGUUUCCAGUGUUUAACCAGUUUCUAGAACAAUCUAAGUAUAAGGUUAUAAAUAAAGAUCAAUGGUGCAAUGUUCUAGAGUUCAGUAGGACUAUCAACCUUGAUCUCAGUAACUAUGAUGAGGACGGGGCCUGGCCAGUGCUUUUGGAUGAGUUUGUGGAGUGGUAUAAAGAUCGAGAGAUGUCGUAGCGACAGCUUCCCCAUGCCUACCACCAUCACCAACUAGAAACUAAUCGCCAACAAUCACCAUGACAAUGACGACAGAAACAGCUUUGAAACAAACAUCUAGAAAACAAAGUACAAAUCAAAACUGAAGUGUUUGGGACGGACUGAUGGUGGCCCCUGGCGCUGAGGGCUUGAGUGUGUGAGUGUUUGCCUAGAAUGUAAUUAUCGAUGCACAUGUUUGUAUGUCGCCCUUUUAGCCGGGGCACGUCACAGGUGGUUGACUGUUGGUGAAACAGUACCUCACCGACUCCACCUAACGCCCCCCCUCCCCUUCCCCACCCAUAGCCCACAAUGCAUUGUGGGUAAGCACAUGGCCAGCCUUGGUGCCGCCUUCCCACCCCACUGUGAUGUUUCAUAUUGCUGUGAAUGUUUCAAUAGGCUCUUAAAAGGAGGGUGACAUCAGAUCCUCCAUAGGGCAGGGUUGGUAUAAACCCCCCAUACUGUCCGAAGACAUUUAGGUAAUUUAGAUUCAUGAAGGACAGAGAAAGACAGAACGACCACCUGCUUGGCUUUUUACUGAAGGUCAGUGACUUUUUACGAAAACGUUGGUUCAAAAUGGAGACGGUGUACAGUGUCACUCUGCUGAUGUGGUCCAAACACUGUUUACUGUGGUUUUAAUAUUGGACGUCGAUGACAGUUACCAUGCUUACAUGACAACCUUUGCCAUAAGAUUUACUUUUACUCAUCUCAAUGCACUUGGUUGCCAUUUAAUAUAGCGCACCACAUACACACACAAGAGUGUCAUAGACAUUCUGCUGGAAGCACUUCCUGUGGUGCUGUAUCAGUAUCCCUUUCACCACUUUCUUGUUUAUGAGAUCAACAAGAAUAGAUUUCCUCUUCACAACAAGAAGAACGGAGGCUGUACUUAUCAAGAGCGUAGAGGUUAGUAUCCUUUUCCUGGCUGGCGUGUUCAUUGUCUUGAGGAGUGCGAGCAAGUUCAAGCCACUGCAUUGAUUAUAUCAUUUGAUUGCUUAGAAAUGUAACUAUACUGUGCAUGUGAUGGUUAAAAUGACAGGACGUGGAUCUAAAGGACAGGAUGAGGGAAAGCUGUUAAAGUGCACUUUUGAUUUCUGUGAUGGAUUGCCACAAAAAUACAAAAAGAAGGCAUCCUGCCCUAAACUCUGACACUCUUUUGGCCACAUCCUCUUCCGCAGAUCUUGUGGGCAAACGGGAACACCUUAACCCAUAGUGACCAAUGCCUAGCAACUAUUUAACAUUCUAGUUAUGUUUGUAAAACUGUUGAGUUUUGUCUAUGGCUGUGGUGCGAAGCUAACUUGUCAUCUGAACAAGAAAAAAAGCAUGCAUGCAUUCUGCGAUUAGAGCCGUCUUCGUGAGUGAAUGAAUGAGGGUUUUCCUUUUUGUACUUAUUUUUUUUUUUGCUCUCGUUUCUUUCUUUUUUUUUUUUGUAAAGGUAUUUGUAGAAGUGGUCUUUUUUUGUGCUUAAUUUGGGUAUCCGCGGUCAUGCAGUCUUAACGCUUUAUGAAAAAUGAUUGUGUGAUGGUAUUUAGAGCUUAAACACACUUGUAACCUCAUCUGUUGAGAUGUUCCUCUCUGCAUUGUCUCCUCCACCAAUUCCACAAAGUGCUAAACUACCAUGUUCAUGAAAUGAAGCAUUUCUGUAUGUCUGCAAUUGCAAAACAACUUUACUUUAUUAUAAAAGGAUUUACAAUACAGAUACAAAUUUAGUCAAAUUUAUUAACACCCAUUUUGGGAAAAAAAAAAGUUUGGUUACAAGACAUUUUGUUAAAUAAUUGUUUUUUUUUCCCACCUGAAAGAUUAAAGUUAUUCAUUAUAAAUUAUUAAUCCAUUAUUCACUCAGCAUCCAUGAAGUCAACAUUGUAUAUAUGCUGUGCAAGCUGGGUAGAAUUCAUUUGUAAAUGUCUACAAACGCCUGUCACAAUCCCAUUCACCUGCACCUGUUUGUGCCUGAGAGUAGUGGUUUAAAACGAAUGAUCUGAACAGAUAGAUGUGUUCCCGUCUCAUUAUGACUGUUGCUUUUGUUGGGAGAGUAUGUAAUGCAGAGGGUUGAGCAUUCUCAUCUGACUGUAUAUAUGUAUGGAUGUGUGCGUGUGUGUGUGUGUGUGUGUAUAUAUGUGUUUGUUUUCACUGUAACCUCUCUACAUUCAAUAUAUAUAAAGGGGUUUAUUAACGAAA